CAAUUAUUUCUCAAUGGAUCGAAGAGGCUAAUUAUGAAAAUCAGGUUGAAAAUAGUAAUGAUGAAUUGCUGCUUAAUGGAGAUUUAGAUUAUGAUUUUUUGGUUCUUUAUCCUAUUUCUGUAUCAUUAGCUGGUGGAUUAAGUGAUUUUUUAUAUGAGAUAUUUUGCUCCAUUUCUGCAUCACUGGUUGACAUUGAUCCUUUAAAAUUAGAAAAAUAA
This is a messenger RNA of Funneliformis mosseae, 218 nucleotides long. The record is from the annotation of a GenBank genome assembly. Lineage: Eukaryota; Fungi; Glomeromycota; Glomeromycetes; Glomerales; Glomeraceae.